AUGCUAAUAGAGUCUCCUAUAGCUCGAUACAAUGAUGCUGCCGACAACGAGGACGGCGGCCUCCUGGUCCUUCGUGCCAAGCCUUCGUCGGCCCUCGUCGCCCACCGGUCCAUCCUCCCAAUCGCCCAGGAGCCCACCAAGGGCCUCGUUCAAUAUGCGCUCACCACCCUCGAUAUCAUGGCGAACUGGGCCCGUCAAUCCUCCCUCUGGCCCAUGACGUUCGGUCUCGCCUGCUGCGCCGUCGAGAUGAUGCAUCUUUCCACCCCUCGAUACGAUCAGGAUCAUGGCCCCGCUCUUCGACAGGUCUACGAUCAGAUGCCCGAGCCUCGAUGGGUUAUCAGCAUGGGUAGCUGCGCCAACGGUGGUGGUUACUACCACUACUCGUACAGCGUCGUCCGUGGCUGCGACCGAAUCGUGCCCGUCGACGUCUACGUCCCCGGCUGCCCUCCCACAAGCGAGGCGCUCAUGUACGGUAUCUUCCAGCUCCAGAGGAAGAUGAGGAAUACCAAGAUUACGAGAAUGUGGUACCGCAAGUAA
Molecule: messenger RNA, 537 nt
Organism: Parascedosporium putredinis
Lineage: Eukaryota; Fungi; Ascomycota; Sordariomycetes; Microascales; Microascaceae
Source: the annotation of a GenBank genome assembly